AUGCAGGGCUAUUGGGUUGUGCUAGCUCUUUGCUGGCUGGGGCAGCUGUGUGUGGCUCAGAAUUUGAGGCCUCAGAUUGCAAACCCCAAACUUGCUACAAACAAUCCUACCCUUACUACAAUUGCUCUAGAGAAACCUUUCUGUGUGUUUGAUGAUUCACUGUCUCCAGGUAGCUCCUAUGUGGUCUACUUGUAUGCAAUGGCUGACUCUGCAAGCACUGUAAACUCAGCUGUGACUGACAACAGCAGCAAACCUCUCAACACCACUUUCCAAGACACCAACGGAGGACAACUUGGACCUUACAGGGCUGCAUUGUUUAAUGUGCCCAAUUGUGCAUCACCCCCCCUGCUGGCUGAUGUUGUAAAUGUGAAAAAAGUUUCAGAUGUCUUGAAACAAUACCUCUUCAGAGUGGGAGACGAUGUGACUUGUUUAUAUGACCCAAACUUCCCCGGUGCCUGUAACCCACCUCUUGCUGAUGAUACAACCUACAGGUUUAAGUACCUCUUGGUAGAUGUGGUUGCAGGUGUUGUGAAAGACCAAACUCUCUGGUCUGAUCCAAUGAAAACCAGUAGGGUAAAACAGGCUUCAACAAUUGAUACCUGGCCUGGGCGAAGGAGUGGAGGAAUGAUUGUCAUCACCUCAAUCUUAAGCACUCUUAUGUUCCUUCUAGUUGUUGGAUUUCUUGCCUCCAUAUUCUUCUUUGUCAUGGCAGCAGGAGAGGCAUCCACAGAGACCACACAUGAGUCUCAGACUACCCAGCAGGGUGUACCAAGAUCUCAGGGUAGCUCUGAGGGAGUGAACCUGUGA
Molecule: messenger RNA, 807 nt
Organism: Emys orbicularis (European pond turtle)
Lineage: Eukaryota; Metazoa; Chordata; Testudines; Emydidae
Gene: UPK3A
Product: uroplakin 3A
Exons: 6
Coding region: 1-807 (268 amino acids)
Biological process (GO): water transport; urea transport
Cellular component (GO): plasma membrane
Source: RefSeq, a predicted model, not a curated record